Messenger RNA from Thamnophis sirtalis, 1595 nucleotides. The record is from RefSeq and is a predicted model, not a curated record. Lineage: Eukaryota; Metazoa; Chordata; Lepidosauria; Squamata; Natricidae.
UUGCGUUUCGCGUGAGGAGAAGCGGGGGCGCGGCAAGCCCCUCACCUCGGGCGGAUUCCUCAGCCAGGUCACCACCACCCCCCGCCGCCUCAGGCCAACGUUUUUUUGCCCCCCUUCUCUCUCUCUCUCUCUGGGAGGGGGGGAAGGUGAAAACGAGCGGGUCAGGUUGGCCCCGAUGCAGAGGCUGAACAUGGAGCAGGCGCCGGGAGGGCGGGAGGCUGCCUCUGCUCAGCGGCGCUGCUGCUGCUACUACUAGGAUCGGAAAACGAGCCUUGCCCGGCGGCCCCCCGAGGAGAUGAGAUCUCGCAAAGGGUAGCCGGAGGGAGAGGCAGAGCCAGCCGGAGGAGGAGGACCGAGCCGAAGCCCUGAGGAGGAGGCAUCGCGCCCCGGGGAGGUGGAGGUCGUGCAACAUGCCAGUUCGCAGAGGUCACGUGGCGCCACAAAACACCUUUUUGGGGACCAUCAUCCGGAAAUUCGAAGGGCAAAAUAAAAAAUUCAUCAUUGCUAAUGCCAGAGUGCAGAAUUGUGCGAUCAUCUACUGCAAUGAUAGCUUCUGCGAGAUGACGGGGUUCUCCCGGCCAGAUGUCAUGCAAAAACCCUGCACCUGCGACUUCCUUCAUGGACCAGAAACCAAAAGGCACCACAUUGCCCAAAUUGCCCAGGCAUUGCUUGGAUCGGAGGAGAGAAAAGUGGAAGUUACCUAUUAUCAUAAAGAUGGGUCUACCUUCAUUUGUAACACCCACAUCAUCCCAGUGAAAAACCAAGAAGGAGUGGCUAUGAUGUUUAUUAUUAUCUUUGAAUAUGUAACUGAUGAAGAAAAUGUGGAGUCUCCAGAGAAAUUCAGCCAGAUACUAACAGCCAAAGUUACAAACCAUAGUAACAACCUUUCAAGAGGAGCUUCAUCAGGCAAACUUUUUGGAUUCAGGCUACCUGGAUGGAGUCUUUUUUCCUACAGAAAGCAAUCUUUGCCACAAGAAGAUCCUGAUGCAGUGAUUGUUGAUUCAUCAAAGCACAGCGACAACUCCAUGGCCAUGAAGCAUUUUAAAUCUCCUACAAAAGAAAGCUGCAGCCCCUCUGAAGGAGAUGACACCAAGGCACUCAUUCAACCAAGGACGUGUUCGCCUCCAGUGAAUAUAUCUGGGCCUCUAGAUCAUUCAUCACCAAAACAGCAGUGGGAUCGACUGUACCCGGAUAUGCUGCAUUCCAGCGCAGCAUUGACUCUUGCUCAAUCAAAAGAGAGCAUCAGUAGUAUAAGGAGGGCAUCUUCAGUGCACAACAUAGAAGGAUUUACCAUCCAUCCGAAGAACAUGUUUAGAGAUCGGCAUGCUAGUGAAGACAAUGGUCGCAAUGUCAAAGUUUCGCGCUCCUGGAUGGCAGGGGGUCCUUUUAACCAUAUCAAGUCAAGUCUGUUAGGAUCGACAUCUGAUUCAAACCUCAACAAAUACAGCACCAUCAAUAAGAUUCCCCAGCUCACUCUAAACUUUUCUGAUAUCAAAAAUGAAAAAAAGGCAUCAUCACCUCCAUCAUCAGAGAAAACAAUUAUUGCACCCAAAGUGAAAGAAAGAACACACAAUGUCACUGAAAAGGUUACCCAG